AUGUCUUCUACAGCUCCAUAUUUGGUCAGUGCAACUUCAGAGGUACAGAAGCUUCAAACAGAAAAUCUUGUCUUGAAAGAUCAGAAUGAAAGGCUGCAGCUGAGGCUCGACCAACUCAGCAACAAGUUUGGACAUGUUGCUACCACAAAAACAGAUCUCUCCCAGCAGCUGUUGCUAAGUGAAGAGGAGAAACUCAAGGUCUCUCAAUCACUGGUGGAAAUGCAGAUAGAAAACAACAAAAUCAAAGAGGAAGCAGAAGCCACCAACUUUGAACUGACAAACAAAAUCAUCAUGCUAGAGAACCAGCUGAUGGAGGCUCAGAAUGAAAGGGACAAGUACCACAGGCAAGCCAAGGCAGCCAAGGAACGACUGGCUGAGAUGGAUGCUGACAGAAAAGACCUGGCUGAUGAAUAUGUGGUUCUGAAAACCAAUUAUUUGGCCCUAACAAAUGAACACAAGAGAGAAUGUCAACGAAAUGAGAAUUUGGCCAUAGAACUGCUAAAUCUGGUCAACAACAAGGCAGCACUCAUGAGACAGGUUCUGAUCCUUACAAAUGGAGACCCAAGCACAAUGGAUGAUCCCAACGCUGAAAUUGCUAGAAUUAGAGCCAUUAUUCAACAGAACACUUCAGGGAAGAUCCAGCCUGACCAGAUUUUGGGAUCUCAGAAAGACAGGGAGCAGGUGGAAGAACGGCUGUUUGCCAGCAAGAGAAAGUUUGACACAGAAAUCAACCGCCUGAAGCAUGAGUAUGGAGAUGAAAACAAGAAAUAUGAAAGCAGGAUGAAUAAUCUCAUGAAAGAGUUGACAGAUGUUAGAACUCUGGCCAGGGAAAGACAACAAAAGAUUUCAGAGAUCAAUGCUAAACUCAUUAUUCUCAGAGGAGAAAAAGAAGCCCUGGAAACACAGGUCAAUAGGUUACAGCAUAAGGUCAAGGACCUUGGGGAAGACUUCAGGGCAAGGCUGGUGAAAUAUGUGGAAGAUAUUGCGGAAUAUGUAGACAAAGGCAGUGGUGUGCCAGGACAGCAGCAGGACAAGAAAAUGCGGGAAUACUGUGAUAACAUGCUGAAGGACAUCAGGAAGUCACAUCGAGAGCGAGAGGAUCAGCUCAGCCAGGCCGCCCAGACUUUCAAGAAACGGCUGCAGAAUGCAAUCCACAGUUAUGAACAAGUCUUAGUUGCAUACAGGAACUUAAGGCAGACUUGUGAGGCCCGAGGAUUUGACAGAGCUGACCUUGGACCAGACGAAACAGAACUGAAACUUGGAGACACAGAAAUCCAGUCCUCUCAUCUGAAAGAGCUUGACAAGACCAAAAGUGAGCUGGCAAAACUAAGGAGUGAGAUGGAUGCUAUGAAACUACGGUAUGGUCUGUUUGGUGAUGACAAGAAAGAUGGCUUUGGUGAAAUAAAUUCAAGUUCGGCCAAGUCUGACCUGUGGUCAGCCAUGAGGAAACAACUUCGGGAGUUCACACUCAACACUCAACAACAGCUGGAGCAGGAGCGGGCACGGUUGCUGAGUGAGAACCAGGUUCUGCAACAACAGUUGAAGGAAAGCCAACAUUAUAUAGACAGUCACCUCAUCAGAUACAAGCAAGAGAUUCUAAGGCUGCGCAAGAUGCUUGGCAUGUCUGAGGCAGAGAAUGCAUUCCUGACAGACAGAUCAAACAAGAACAAAAAGAAAUGA
Molecule: messenger RNA, 1680 nt
Organism: Candidula unifasciata
Lineage: Eukaryota; Metazoa; Mollusca; Gastropoda; Stylommatophora; Geomitridae
Source: the annotation of a GenBank genome assembly